GCCAAGCAACCCACGUUCAUCCCCUGCGCGGACUCCACUUCCUAAUCCGCCUCCCCACCCCCAUAUUUUUCUCCCGGAUCUCCCACUCCUAUUCCUCUCCCGCCUGGAUCUCCCCCUCUGAUUCUGCGAUCUCCGCCUGCAAGGAAGCAGUAAUGGCGGGGAGGGGGAAUAUCGCGGCGAACAACUCCGCACUCAUCGCCAUCAUCGCUGAUGAGGACACUGUUACUGGCUUCUUGAUGGCUGGAGUUGGCAAUGUUGAUCUGCGCAAGAAAACAAACUACCUUCUUGUGGAUAACAAAACGACAGUGAAACAGAUUGAAGACGCAUUUAAAGAGUUCACUGCCAGGGAUGAUAUUGCCAUUGUGCUCAUCAGCCAAUAUAUUGCAAACAUGAUAAGGUUUCUGGUGGAUAGCUACAACAAGCCAAUCCCUGCUAUAUUGGAAAUCCCAUCCAAGGACCAUCCCUAUGACCCAGCAAGUGAUUCGGUCCUUUCCCGUGUGAAGUAUCUAUUUUCUUCAGACUCUUCUGCUGAUAGGCGUUGAAUAGCGACCUUGACAAUCCCAAACCUUUGGUUGGAGUCUUGCUGUACUACUUGUUCUAUGUAUCUGUAUUAAAUUAUUAUUCAUACCAUUCUGUUGCGGGCAUGAGCAAAGACGAGAAGGAAUAAGGAGUAAACAAUUUGGAUUGGACCUGCGGGUGAAUGUAAUAAGUUUGUAUUUGCGGAAUAUGCUGUUGCCCAUCAUUUUUUUCAUUUGUGAAGCAGAGAAAGUAAUUUGCAAUCUA
Messenger RNA from Lolium rigidum, 783 nucleotides. RefSeq names its product V-type proton ATPase subunit F. Lineage: Eukaryota; Viridiplantae; Streptophyta; Magnoliopsida; Poales; Poaceae. Bases 153 to 542 code for a protein of 129 amino acids. Gene Ontology annotation, cellular component: membrane; proton-transporting V-type ATPase, V1 domain. Gene Ontology annotation, molecular function: proton-transporting ATPase activity, rotational mechanism. The transcript is spliced from 5 exons. The record is from RefSeq and is a predicted model, not a curated record. Gene Ontology annotation, biological process: proton transmembrane transport.